Messenger RNA from Rhododendron vialii, 889 nucleotides. RefSeq names its product major allergen Pru ar 1-like. Gene Ontology annotation, cellular component: nucleus; cytoplasm. Gene Ontology annotation, biological process: abscisic acid-activated signaling pathway; defense response. The transcript has 2 exons. Lineage: Eukaryota; Viridiplantae; Streptophyta; Magnoliopsida; Ericales; Ericaceae. Gene Ontology annotation, molecular function: abscisic acid binding; protein phosphatase inhibitor activity; signaling receptor activity. Bases 167 to 643 code for a protein of 158 amino acids. The record is from RefSeq and is a predicted model, not a curated record.
CGACCUUAGACCCUACAAUCUAUAAAUACCUCCUCUACUUCUCACAUUUUCUUCACCCCAAUUCCUCACAUAUACCAAUUAAAACCUUCCCUAUUCUCUCUUCUUCUUCUUCUUAUUCUCCUUCUUCUUCUUCACCUGUUCAUUUUUUUCUCACUUCCAAAGCACCAUGGGUGUCAUCACCUACGAUAUGGAGGUCUCUUCCUCAAUCCCACCAGCCAAGAUGUUCAAGGCCUUUGUCCUUGACGCCGACACCCUCAUCCCCAAAAUCAUCCCACAAGCCAUCAAGAGCGUGGAAAUCCUUGAAGGCGAUGGAGGAGCCGGAACCGUCAAGCUCAUCACCUUUGGCGAAGGCAGCGCGUAUAAGAGCGCGAAGCAAAGAGUGGAUGCCAUCGACAAGGAGAACUUCACCUACAGCUACAGCGUGAUCGAAGGCGACGCCUUUGCGGGGAUUGUCGAGUCGAUCUCCUACCACAUCAAGAUCGUGGCCACCCCCGAGGGAGGAUCCAUCUGCAAGAACAGGAGCAUCUAUACCACCAAGGGCGACGCCCAAGUCAGUGAAGAGGAAAUCAAGGCCGGCAAAGAGAAGGCCUCCGGCAUGUUCAAGGCUAUCGAGGCUUACCUCCUGGCAAAUCCCGAUGCCUAAAAAACCAGAGUUCCUAAGAAUAUAUAUUGAUCUGUGUAUGUUCUUAUGAGUGUGUCUCUGUUUUCAAAGGUGUGGUUUUUGGUUUUUUUUUUUUGUUUGCUGAGUGGUGGCUUUCGUGGAUUGCAUCCAAUAAAAAGGUAAGGAAUUUGUAUUGUAAUUUUCCAUCGGACAGAUGUCUCUAUGAGUGUAUCGAUUUAUAACACUCAUUAUGGGUUUCAGUGAUAUAUAUAGCCUUAUUCUUUGCAA